Messenger RNA from Gossypium raimondii (Peruvian cotton), 686 nucleotides. RefSeq names its product 60S acidic ribosomal protein P2-1. The record is from RefSeq and is a predicted model, not a curated record. Gene Ontology annotation, molecular function: structural constituent of ribosome. Bases 113 to 463 code for a protein of 116 amino acids. The transcript is spliced from 3 exons. Gene Ontology annotation, biological process: cytoplasmic translational elongation. Gene Ontology annotation, cellular component: ribosome; cytosolic large ribosomal subunit. NCBI's taxonomy places the organism in Eukaryota, Viridiplantae, Streptophyta, Magnoliopsida, Malvales, Malvaceae.
AUUAGAUUGCUCUGUUCUGCUCCACCAAAAAAAGUAGUAAACAGAAACCCUAAAAGAUUUCCACACUCAUCAAAUAAUCAACCACCUUGUUCAUCCACAGCGCCUUGUCAAAAUGAAGGUGAUAGCCGCUUUCUUGCUUGCCGUUUUGGGUGGGAACACUAACCCUUCUGCCGAUGAUUUGAAGGCUAUUCUCGGAUCAGUUGCAGCUGAGGCUGAUGAUGAUAAGAUAGAGAUGCUUUUAUCCGAAGUCAAAGGAAAAGAUAUAACCGAGCUAAUUGCAAGUGGAAGGGAGAAGCUGGCUUCAGUUCCGUCUGGUGGUGGUGGUGGUGGUGGUGUUGCUGUUGCAGCUCCUACAACCGGUGGUGGUGCUGGUGAUGCACCUGCUGCCGAGACCAAGAAAGAGGAGAAAGUUGAGGAGAAGGAAGAGUCCGAUGAUGAUAUGGGUUUCAGCCUCUUCGACUAAGCAAGUAUUGCAAAUAUCAAAGACUUCUUAUAUGCAGUUAGUAGUGGUUAUGUAGUUGGACAUGGUUUUAGUUAUUCUUGGAAUAUAGUUAAAAAUAGUGACACUUGUUAUAAUCGCGGAUUUCUGGAUUGCUGCUGCUUAUGGUUGAGUUUGCUGAAUGAUGCAGAAUACCUUAUAUUUCUAGCUAUACUUUAGUGACUGAAUAAAUCUGUGGUUUUGUUUC